CAACAACGCGCUCACCAGCAUGACCUGCCUCAUCUCCGGUAGCCGGGCUCCCUGUCCCACCAAGCCGUACCAGCACCCCAAGCAAGCUUCCUAAAAGGCUUGAUCUGCAAGGUACCUGUCAGCCAUGGCGGGAUCAGCGCUGUUUAUCCUCCCCGCUUUCAUCUGCAGACCUUCCCUUCACGGCGUCGCGAACGUCUAUUCACCCUGCGACCCCGCGUCAGAGGCGAAGGCUGAGAUUAGGCGCGAUUAAGCUGCCCAAUUUCAUCAUUCGUGUGCCCAGAGAUAAAAUGGAAGGAGCGACCCGGUGAGCGACGCGCGUGAAGCUUUCCCUCCGCUUCCCUUGCUUCUAGACGCUCCGUCUCCAGUCGCCGCGACAGGCUCCAUCCACGAUGCGCUUUCUCGCCUCUGCACUGCUGGGCGCAGCAAUUGCUGCGCAGGCAGCCGUCGCGUCCCCAAUUCGCGCUCGCUCGCCAUACGUCAUGAAGGAGGAGCACUAUGCGCCCCGCGAGUACACCAAGCUGGACCGCGCGAACGGCGAGAGCGCUGUGCACCUGCAGAUUGGCUUGAAGCAGGGGAAUAUGAAGGAGCUCAUCCGGCAUCUGCACGAAGUGUCGGACCCCGACCACGAGCGUUACGGCCAGCACCUGAGCGGCGACGAGGUCGAUGACCUUGUCCGCCCCAAGAAGGAAACCAGUGAGCUUGUAGAGGAGUGGCUGCGCGAGAACGGUGUUGAGGAUAUUGGCUACAACUCCGCCAAGGACUGGAUCACUAUCCAUCUGCCAAUUGAGUUCGCAGAGCGCCUGCUGGACACCGAGUACCACAACUACAAGCAUGAAGAUGGUCAUAUCAUUGCUCGCACGACUCACUGGUCGCUCCCGCGCCAUCUUCACGCCCACAUCGACACCAUUCAGCCCACAACUUCCUUCUUCCGCGGCGCUGCUAAUGCUGCUACUUGGGUCGAGAUGGCGCCGGAGGUACCGGCAAGCUACAAGAAACCUAGCAAUGGUUCCAUCGCCGCAGUGUGCAACGUCACUUCCGUCACACCGGAAUGCUUUGCUACGCUGUAUCAGACCAAGGGCUACCACACCAAGGCUUCGAACAAGAACAGCAUCGGCUUCACCAACUAUCUUGGCGAGAUUCCAAUCCGCCCAGACACCGAGCUCUUCCUCAAGAAGUACCGCCCCGAAGCUGUUUCCUCGGCCAAGACCUUCAAGCAGUACUCCAUCGACGGCGGGCCAGAGCAAGACGGUCCUCUCACUUUGAACCAGUCUCUCGAGGAUAUCAGCCACGAGGCCAAUCUGGAUGUGCAAGCUAUCUCAGGCAUCAGCUGGAAGACGCCCAUCUUCAGCUACUCGACCGGCGGUCAGCCUCCCUUCAUCCCAGAUCCGGCGACACCUACCAACACCAACGAGCCGUACCUGACCUGGGUGAACUGGCUCCUGCAGCAAAGGAACAUCCCGCCAAUCAUCAGCACCUCAUACGGCGAGCCAGAGCAAUCCAUCCCCCCAAGCUACAUGGAGCGAGUAUGCAACCAGUUUGCCAUGGUCGGCGCGCGCGGAACCACGCUGUUCUUCUCCUCUGGGGAUAGGGGUCUGGGCGGAACUAACACGUGCUACACUAACGACGGAACCAACACGUAUAAAUUCAUCCCAGACUUCCCUGCCUCUUGCCCGUACGUCACGACUGUCGGCGCCACCAUGAACUUCCAGCCCGAGGAGUCCGCGUACAGGCCGUCUCGCAAUGUCUCGGGCGUAUUCCGCGACUUGUACGCUAGCGGUAGCGGCUUCAGUGACUACUUUGACCGCCCGGCGUGGCAGGACAAUGUCGUCUCUGAGUACGUUGACAACCUUGGUGAUCUGUACGAUGGGCUGUACAACAAGGAUGGCCGCGCGUACCCCGAUCUCGCUGCCCAAGGUCUCUACUUUGCCUACUUCUGGAACGGAACAGAGGGUACUAUCAGUGGUACUUCAGCGUCAACCCCGCUGACUGCUGGUAUUUUCGCGCUUGUCAACGAUGCGCUGCUGGCCUCGGGCAAGAAACAGCUCGGCUUCUUGAACCCGUGGCUGUACAAGAAGGGGUACAAGGGGCUUACGGAUAUCACCAAGGGAUACAGCCAUGGUUGCAAUGUGGAAGGCUUCCCGGUCACGGAGGGCUGGGACCCGAUCACGGGCUUUGGUACGCCUGACUUCCCGAAGCUUGUCAAGCUGGCCGGCGCGCAUGGGUACUGAGUGGUUGCUGCGAGCUUUCAAUAGAAGCAUCUUGCAGCGAGGGGAAGUUUAAUACCUAAUGGUAUUUAGCAUUUAUAAAGGUU
This is a messenger RNA of Trematosphaeria pertusa, 2311 nucleotides long. RefSeq names its product tripeptidyl-peptidase 1 precursor. The transcript has 2 exons. Gene Ontology annotation, biological process: proteolysis. The coding region runs from base 390 to 2228 and encodes 612 amino acids. Gene Ontology annotation, molecular function: serine-type endopeptidase activity; tripeptidyl-peptidase activity. Lineage: Eukaryota; Fungi; Ascomycota; Dothideomycetes; Pleosporales; Trematosphaeriaceae. The record is from RefSeq and is a predicted model, not a curated record.